Branchiostoma floridae (Florida lancelet) is the source of this 2441-nucleotide messenger RNA. Its product is annotated as GTPase IMAP family member 8-like. Gene Ontology annotation, molecular function: GTP binding. The record is from RefSeq and is a predicted model, not a curated record. The transcript is spliced from 2 exons. NCBI's taxonomy places the organism in Eukaryota, Metazoa, Chordata, Leptocardii, Amphioxiformes, Branchiostomatidae. Bases 174 to 1826 code for a protein of 550 amino acids.
CCUCACCUGAAAUGUACCUCUCCAUGCUUUGCUGCGACAGAAAUCUCAUCAUUCAAGAAACAUUAAAUGGCUCAACAAAGGACACUAUUCUACUUCAAAACACCAGAACAACAGGAAAACAUCAAGUACCAUGCCUUAAAGGACUGAAAUAGUUCUCAGCAGUUGGACCAACUAUGGCAGAAGAAGAAAAUGAUAAUGAAUUGAAUUUUAAUAAAAACCAUUCUGCAGACUCUGAACAAGCAGAUGGCCAAGUGACAAGUGAUGAUGACAUUUCUAAGAAGAGCUGUGACCCAAUCCCUGUGGAGUCCAAAACUCCCACAAAUCUGCCAUCAGCAUCCAAUCUUCCUGCCACAAGCUCUCCUUCUGGUGAGCCAACUAUCACUUUUGAUGAUGGUAUUUCCCUUCUGUCGUGUCUGUUAGUAGGUUGUAAGGGCAAUGGCAAGAGCCACACAGGCAACACCAUCCUGGGACAGGAGGCCUUCAGAGUCACCAGGAAAGGAGGAACAGAGAAGUCCAGCCUGGGCAGCAGCAGCCUUGAGGUUGAUGGAGUCAGCAGGAAGGUGACAGUAGUUGACACCCCCGGAGUCUCCCAGGAGAUGACAGAGUCAGAGUUUGAGGAGCUGGUUCGAGCUGUGAAGAUGGUUCCUGAGGGCUUUAAUUCCAUCUGUCUGGUCUGGGACUACUACAACUCUGAGAGGAAUGAAGACAAGGAGGUCCAAGUGUUCCAGUCCCUCCACAGGCUGUUUGGUGAUGGGCUGUACGAUCAUCUUGUCAUCCUGGUCACUCAUGCUCAGGAGGAGGACAUUUCAGAAUUCAGGAAUGAACUUCCUAAAGCCAUGGAGGAAACUGCAAAAAAGGCAAAUCACAUAGUUGCAAUUGAAAAUAAGCCUGGCAAGGAUUCAUCAGGAAAUAAGGAACAGGUUAACAGAAUCUUGGGUGUGCUUAAGAGUAUGUCAAUAAGGUACAUAGAGUCAGACUUGUCUCAAAAUUGUCAAAUCAACAAUGGACGAAAGCUAAACAUCACCAUCAUAGGUAAAACUGGAGUUGGUAAAAGUCAUACAGGGAAUACCAUUAUUGGUAAAAACACUUUCAAAGUAGGAGACAUUGCAUCCUCUAUAACAACUGUAUGUGCCUCUGGUGAUAGAGAGAAGGAAGACAGAGAAAUAGAAGUGUUGGAUACACCAGGGGUAUUUUCCACUGAUAACCAUGACUUGAAGGAGAUCGCACAACAGUUGUGUAGAAUUGUGACACGAUUUGGUGAUGAGGGCCUUCAUGCACUUGUGGUUGUUAUAAGCAGCAGAGUCAGAUUUACAGAGUCUGAAACCAAAGCAAUUAACAUCUUUCAACACUUGUUUGGCAACAGGUUUGUAGACUAUGCUAUUAUCCUAGUUACUGGAAAAGACAACCUGAGAGGAAUGAGCGAAAGUGAGUUUCUGUCAGCUCCAGAGAGUUUGAGAACAAUCUUAAAACAGUGUGGGGAAAGAUGUGUCUUCUUCGACAAUACAACUAGGGAUGAGACACUUAAAAGACAACAGCUAGUUAAGCUCAUCCAAAUGAUUGAUGAAAUAGUGAUUGAAAACGGGGGGCCAUACACUGAUGAUCUCUUCCAAGAGGGGAAAAGAUAUAUGGAAGAAAUCCUUGAAGAAACAAAGAGACAACACCCUACUUGGUCUCUGAUACAACAAGAGCUUGAAGCCAAACGGAAAGUGGCAGAAAUGGACCACUCAGGGGUUAAUUUGUUCAAAACAAUCAAGAACAUUAUAUCAUCAUGGUUCUUUCCCGAUCGUCGAGGAUCUCUGGGAAGUUCUGAUAGUACUGCUGUUUAGCAUGAGGGGCAAUGAGAUUCACACUUAAACCUUUGCCAUAUUCGACUGUUGUCACCUCCAAAAUAGACCCAUUAUUUUGAUUGAAAUUCCCACAGAGGCCUCACUUAAAAGAAAACCUCAGGUUUAACUCAAGAAAACCUUAUUAUUUUGUCCUGAUAAAGACAACAUUGAGGGACUUACCAGAAGAGCAUUUCCUACCUUGUAGAUUAUGUGAAUCAGGCCUUCAGCUGCCGAAUUUGUAUCUGACCUUGCUCAUGAAGCCAAUAUCAUAUAGUACAGACAUAGCAUUUUCUUGUUCCAUAUAGUUACUGCGGUUAUGUAAAUAAACAAGUUUGCAUGAAUUAUAUCUUAGAGAUUAUCAACGCUACAUAUUUGUCACAAUCUUACUGCUUGUGCCAUCAACGCAUCAAUGUCACAGUCUGAAACACAAUUUACAGUUCCUGAUAAAGCAUAAUUGAUAAUGUUGUGCAAUGAACAUACAAAAUACCAGUAUGCAUUAUACUUUACAGAUUGUACUUCAAGUUCUUGAUUCCUGAAGCAAAAUACAAUUUGUCUUCUACCUGGAAUGCAAAACAUUGCAUGUGUAUUGGAGGGAGGGGGUGCACUCAGGGGAAA